Molecule: messenger RNA, 5586 nt
Organism: Danio aesculapii
Lineage: Eukaryota; Metazoa; Chordata; Actinopteri; Cypriniformes; Danionidae
Product: synemin-like
Biological process (GO): fast-twitch skeletal muscle fiber contraction; intermediate filament cytoskeleton organization
Cellular component (GO): intermediate filament; costamere; sarcolemma
Molecular function (GO): vinculin binding; intermediate filament binding; structural constituent of cytoskeleton
Source: RefSeq, a predicted model, not a curated record
UUUAGAUAUUCUCAAUUACAACGGGAAAAUGUUUCGAAUGAGGGAACCGUUUGAAAGCGAGAAGCUCCAGCUGCAGGAGCUCAACCAAAGACUCAGCCACUACCUAAUGCGCUCGAAACAGUUAGAACAAGAAAACACCUGUCUGAUAAACGAAAUAAGCUCAAUCAGGCAGAACAGGUCUGGAGAAUGGGAAAGCAAGCACAUGUCCGAGCUGCGUGAAAUGAGGAGACUGGUGGAGCGUUUAUCUUACGAGAAAUGCAGAGCGGAGAUGGAGCGACAGAAGCUGCGUAACGAACUUCAGACGCUGCAGUCGAUGCGUUCAGAUGAAGCCUCGGUCAGCAAAACCAUCGGGACUGAGCUUAAAGGCUGCGAGAGGCAACUUCAGAACGCUAUUCAGGGCAACAGUGCUUUGGAGAGUCGUCUCUUUGAGCUGGAAACGGAAUACAAGUUUUUGGAAGAUGCCCACAGAAAGGAAGUGGCCCACCUGAGGGACCAGGUGCGCUCCAGAACUGUGCGCGUCGUGACUCAAACGCGUCCCGCACCUCCAGCGGUUACUAUGAGGAGGUGCAGGAGUACGCGAAACCACUUCACCGAAAACUGGCAGGGAACUUUGGAGAUGUACCGCCUGCAGGUGGAGGAAAUCGAAGAGUCGAUAAAAGCAGAUCACGCGAGGUUGGAGGAGAUUCAGAGGGAAAAGAGGGAACACGCUUCGCAGUUCAAGAGGCUGCGUGACGAGAUUGAGAAACAAACACAAGUGCAGAUGAACCUCGAGGAGCAGCUCGUAAACAUGCAAGAUCAGUUCAGAGCUGAAAUCACUCAGUAUCAGGCUAUCAUUGAGGAACUAGAGUAUGAGCGCAGAAUGCUGUCCAGCAACAUCUCAGAUAAGCUGAAGGACCAUCAGGAUCUCUUACAAGUCAAGAUGGGUCUCGCUCUGGAAGUGGCAGCAUACAGGGCGCUCUUGGAAGAAGAAGGAAGACAUGCUAAAAUGUGGUCUAAUCAGCAUUCAAGAGAAAGAAUUAUAGAUAUAAAAACGCCAGCCCAUGUUUACACUCCAAGAGUCUCUGUUAAUUCUGCAAGUCGGCCAGAUACAAGAAAAAAAGCUUUCACAGGAUAUGAUGUUAAAUAUAUGGAGCCUGUUUCCAGCAUGAGAACCUCAUCUACAUCAAGUCAGUUUCAUUCUUACGAACCCUCCAGGAUCGUGCCCAUCAGUGUAUCGAAUCGUGCCCAGCAGAGUCCUGAUUCUAGAAGGGACAUGAUUUCAUUCACCAAAGCAGCUCAGGCAGCUGCUUCCAGUACCUCAAAACCUGGAGUCUCUUCUGCAGAGAUAAAAAGAGAGGAGAUAGAUCAGAGAUUUUUGAGAAAAGAGGUCUCUCAGCACCCUUCAAAGAGCUCAGCUGAUCUUCCCCCCACUAGAAUCGAAAGUACACCAAGCUCGACCAUCAAAAUAGAAAAACCAAAGCCAGUGAAUGUAAUAUCACCUACUGUGAGCUUGAGCAAGACCACCACUGAAGAAAGCCGAGAGAAAGAUGUUAAACUGAAAGAAAAGAAAAUGGAUUUCAAACUAGAUCAAGACAAAUCUGAGGUAUCAAUAAAAGAUAAAAGAGGGGAUAUAAAAGAAUCAAUAGCCAAAGAUGUGGGAGAGUCUGAACAUGUUGAGCAUAAGGUGUUUGUAGGUGAGGAGAAAAUAUUAGAUGCCGUUUCUAUGGAGGAAAUAAUUCAGAAGGUCAUGAAACCAGCUGGUUUAGAUUCUAAGGUCAGCUCAUCCCCUGACUCAAAAGUCACAUAUCAUGUGGAGAAAACAGAACAAGAGGAUGGAACCACCAAGACUCAGAUUGUCUUACAAUCGAAAGUUGAGGAGGAGCUGGACCUGUCUGAAGAUUUUGCCCUGGAGGAGCUUCUCAGCAAGGGAGUCAAGAAGGUCACCCUGGAGAACAUCAAGGGAACCCCAACGGGAGCCAUGAUUGAGAACCUGCUGAGUCUUGGCCUGCAAGGUGAAAGUUUAGAAAAUAAGUCUGUGAAUGUGGAGGUAAUCGAGGAACCGGUGGAUUCUCAGAGUGAUGAGGAGAGUGAAAUUGAAAUAGAGGAGACUGUGGAGAUUAAGUCUAAACAGCCAAGCAUCAGUCCCUCAUCAAUGUCCUUCCAAAUCGAGGAGCUAGAGAGUGACCCUAAGACCACAAAACCCUACGAGACUGAAUUUGCUAAAGCCUCGCGUUAUGGGAACAGUGGCUCUAUGCAGGUUCAGGAUGUUUCCAAAGAAGAAAGCCUACCCUACUUCUCACAUGGCCAUGACUCACAAGAAUACUUUGUCUCCACUCCUGACGAGAACCUGUCAGAGUCAGAGGAAAAAGAUAAUGAGUCGGAGGAUGGAGGAAGGUUUAAGUCAUAUAGCCAUUAUGGAGUUGUGGAUGAUCUGUCUGAUGAAAGAUAUUACCAGGAAGAUGAUCCAAAACGACCCACUGCUGAAGGUCACAGUUACAGAGACUCACCUGAUUAUGGUGACCGCUCGUUUCUGAGAGACAAUAUCCAAGACUGCAUAAUCGAAGAGGAGGUGCACGUUUCUCCCACUCUGCAACAGUCCAUAGUGGGGAUCCUGAGAGAGGAGUCAUUAGACCCCGAACAGCAGCUCAGAGGAGCAUUAGAGCAAAUCCAAGACACAGUUUCUGGAGCCCUCAAGGAAGAGCUGGCUUUUUUCACGAAGGGUAGAGAGACUCCAGAGAAUGUUUCGGUGGACAUCAAAAAAAUAGAACAAGUUGCAGACAAUGGAACCAUGACUAUUGUGGCGGAGCUCAAUGUAUCGCAGACGUUGGAGGAGUCUGGACUGCUGGAGGAAGAACAUGAUCCAUCUGAAGAGCAGAUUAUGGCGGCACUGAGCUCAUCUCAUCCAAUGCUUCAGCAGGCCAUCGGGGGAGCAGCCGGUGCAGGAUACACCAUGAAAAUUUCCAAAGAGGAGUUUGAAACGGACGAAGUGCCAUGGAUGACCACCGAUGAGGAGUUCCAACAGUGGAGCUUAACCGAUGAGUUUGGCAAGACGGAAAAGCACAUCAAGCUGGGCCCUAGUGAAAGAUCUUUUACUUUUCAGAUGGAUGUGAACAACGGCUCUUCUGCAUCAGCGAGUGAAGGAGCCGUCGAAGUGCAAAGCAGCAGCUCUUCUGAAUUCUCACAGACUCAGAUGAUUGAGCCACACCUAAAGGUCUGUCAUGAGAAAAGAGUCGCGACUGUUUAUCUUGAAAGCCCCAAAGAUGAGUAAUAGAUUAAUGACGUAAUAUUCAAUGAUAACAAAAUUAGACAGAAGAUAUCAGGUACAGUGGUCCCUCGCUAUAACACAGUUCACCUUUCGUGGCCUCGCAGUUUCGUGGAUUUUUGCAUUUUGACUUUUUUUUUUACUUUACAGCGCAACAUUUCUUCGUCCUGAUUGGCUGUAUACCACUGUCUAUCAAUCUCCUCGCAAUGAAAUUUGGACUUCUGGACAUAUUAAAGGAAGGUAGAAGUUACGCGGUUAUAAGGCGCCAUUACGGAAUGAAUGGAUUUUUAGUUCACUAGAUAAAGAAAAAUAAAUAACAUAAGGACGACAGAAGCAAUAAGUUUCAACAAAGACGCAAAAAGGGUUGUAACUGUCAGCAACAAGACCACCGUAAAGAUGAAGUCUGCUUUAGCUUUGUGGAUCAGUGACUGCAGUUGGUUUCAUUCUAUAAUAAAGGACUUAUUUUUCCACAAAGGUUUUAACUUUGAGAAUGUUUAAACGAGAGAAAAGUGUGAAAAUGUUAAUGCCUGUCUGAGAAAAGUGCAUAAAGUGUGUAGUGAGGGGUUUUACAGCCUUAAAACAUCUAUAAUAAUUGUAUAAAAUAAAGCGACUACUUUGCAAAUUUCGCCUAUAUUGCGAGUUACUUUUAGAACGUAACUCCUACGAUUAAGAAAGGACCACUGUACUUGAAAAUAGAAUUAAAAAACACACUAUUGUUCAAAGGUUUGGGGUUUCAGUAACAUUUUUUAAAAAGAAAAUAGUGUUAUUAAGCAAGGAAUAAAUAAAUUGAUAAAAAUGAAAGAGGUUAUAUUUACAAUAUUUCAAGUUAAAGGUGUUCAGUUGAACAUCUGAGUUCUCAACAUUAAUAAUAAGAAAUUUUUCAUAUUGCAAAAAGUGACAAUCUUAGCAACCCCCAAAUUUUGUGUUUGACUUAUCUAUAGUGUUAAAAAAGCUAAAGCGAAUCAUUUUAAUACUCUAUUUUGAUUCGUUCUUUAUAUAUAUUUUCAUCAUAAUUUACAUGGACAUUUUACUAUAAUGCAGCGUUAACUAAGCUCAGAAAAAAACCAAAUGCAGUAUUUUCUUUAUUUUUCAUUUCAUAUUCAUCAUCCUUCAAAGAAAUAUACACUGUGGACUAUAUAAACAGUUUGUUAAAGUACUGUUCUGUGUUUAUAAUUUCUAUAGUAUUAAGUAAAAAUGCUUUUUUAAAUGAAAUACAUGUUAAAUAAAGGUAAAAAAGAUGCAUAGAAGUAUGCAGAAAUUGUAACAUAGCGCUCCCUUGCCAUUUUUCAUAGAGUCACAGAUUUGUUUAGUCACACAUUUGGAUGUUGUGUGGUCUGUCUUUUGGUCAGAGUCAGUGUUUAGCUGUACCGAGGGCGAGAAGCACUAGAUUGUCCUUACUGUCUCCCAGAGAUCUCUUAAUCCUUAAAUGACAUUAGACCAGCGAGGACUAAUCUAGCAAUCCUGCUCUUCCAGGACGACACAUUUUUCAUUCUCUGGUACACUGUGCAGAGACAGUAAGAGAGAGGGGGAGUGUGAUCGCAGGAAUCUCACAUUAAAAAUAAGUGCUAGGCAGCUUACACACAAGUGUGUAAGUGCUUCCAGAAUAGCUAUACGGUGCUAUUAAGUCUGUGUCACAAUCUAUUAGCAGAACGAGGAUUCAGCAAGUCUAAUGAGAGUCUAUUCUUAGAAUUUAUACUCAGCCAUUGAAACCUCCUGGUAAAGUAGUGUAAUAGCUUCAUACGUGUUUCCUUCUAUUUUUCUACAUACUAAACUUAUUGUUAUCAGAUGCUAAAAUGAUGUCUGUUCUGUGCCUAUUAACAAUAGUGAUGGUGUAUGUAGAAUGAGGAAGCAUGUCAAAUUAUUAUAAAGUCAUUAUAUCAUUUAAUGUUUCAUUUUCAUGUCAGUUGAUUAUUAUUAACUAUUUUAGAAAUCUAAAAAAAGGGAACUAUUGACCUUAUUCUGCAAUGCGGAAGUAAGCUCUUCUCUGUGAUUGUUUUAGAACCUCCGAUUCAUUUUCCUAUGGGGAAAUGACUAGGAAUAAUAAACGGCAAUAAACAGUCAAACAACUUGCUCUAAAAGAAAAUAAGAAGAAAAUACAAAUUUGCAACAUCAGCCUGCAGCCUGACGAGCUGUUUUUUUAUGACUGAAAGUGAAUGAGACAAGAACUUUUGAACUGAUGAUGUUCAAACUAUUUCUUCCGCACUUACAUGAAAGAAAAAGGUCAAUUAGAAAUGUUAAAAAAGAGAGAUCUGAUAUAUGUUAACACAAUAAUCCCAGGGGUUUUUAAACAAGUUGGGAUACAUUUGAUUGUACUUUAUUAAAGUAUAAAACCUCCCAAAUAAUAA